Messenger RNA from Malaya genurostris, 1941 nucleotides. RefSeq names its product DNA repair protein Rad60 (gene Rad60). Lineage: Eukaryota; Metazoa; Arthropoda; Insecta; Diptera; Culicidae. The record is from RefSeq and is a predicted model, not a curated record. Gene Ontology annotation, molecular function: protein binding. The coding region runs from base 93 to 1382 and encodes 429 amino acids. Gene Ontology annotation, biological process: cytokine production; positive regulation of transcription by RNA polymerase II. The transcript is spliced from 5 exons.
UCAGGUUCUUCAACCGAUAACGACAGAAAUUUUGUGUACGUUUUAAAUUCUGUGAUUUCUGAGUCAAACAAGUCUUAUGAAUAAUUUUUAGAAUGUCACAUCAGUAUGAUAUAUUCGAUAAUUUAAACAACUACCUGGACAAAAGCGAUGAUUGUGUUAUUCCUGACGAAGAUCUUGAAUUAAAUAAUGAAGAUUCUAUCGUUGAACCGACGCCUGAUCCACCGACUCCGGUUCGGAAAAAGUGUCUUCCCAAAAAGAAUCAGCCUCAUGCCCAGGCAUUGUCGCCAAAAAAAUCAAAACAAAAUAAACAAGCGGAAUCUGCAGUAGAUGAGAUUCCCGCUACUAGCAAGGAUAUAAUUGUCGUGACAGAUGAUCUCGUUAGUAAUUCGAAUGUUGAGGCAGCAACCAUGGACCAAAAUUUCAAAGAAUUGGAACAAAUGUAUACUUUGAUAUUUAAACAAAUAUGCACGGAUAGUGCAAGCAAACGACAUUUUUCCUCUCUGAAAAAACGCUAUCAGUCACUUUUAAGUCGACGCUCUGCUUCCAGUCGUCGUCGACCGACAAGAAAUGGGACUUCCUUACUGAAUGAAUUGACAGCAUUGAAAGAAAUAUUUUAUGAUAUUUGCGUGAAUCACAAUUUAAUGACUCCAAAUUCGAUGAGUUCAACUUUACAAACGAACGGAACAGUUACAAAUAAGCGACGCCGGAGAAGUAAGCAACCAACAGUGAUUGAUGUCGUCAAUUUGGUUGACAGUCCAGCAUUGGUGCUGCCCGGAGUUAUCAAUCUAGAUUCCGAAGAAGAAAAUGUUCCGACGGAAAACAAGGCCGACUACUCGUUCGAUUCAGAAAACUACGAAAUGUCAAUCAAAAUCAAAUGGCGUGGAGAUAUCCAGCGAUUUGUACAUCGAAAGUAUCAAAAAUUCAGUGAUUUGAUAGCUAAGCUAGCCGAGAAAGUAGAUGCUGAUCCAAGUUGCAUCAUUUUAGAUGUGAACGAUCGCAUUAUUGAUCCGAACGAUACUCCCGAUUCAAUCGAUUACAAGAUAUCACAAUUUAUAACGGGUCGAGCCGUGGAACAGACUGUAGCAGACAUGUUUGCUGGGAAGCAGCAAAGCAAGCAAGCAAAACCAUCGAAGUCUUCCGCUAGCAAAAAUUCUAUAACGCUGAAGCUGCAAUCCGACAAAUGGAAACAGCCGCUCCAUGUUCAGGUGGAGAAAACUCAGAAAAUGUCUAUCGUAGCGAUAAAGGCAGCUGAGGAACUGAAAUGCAAACCGGCAGAAAUCAGGUUAAGCUUUGAUGGCGACCUAAUAGAUCUCGAUUUAACGCCUCUUGAUUUAGAAUUAGAAGGCGAUGAAGUUUUGGAUCUGCGUAUUUCGAAACAGUAAAAUUGGUUUGCAAAAACGUAUUACUUUCCAAUUUUUUUUAUGUUAAUUAUAUAUAUAUUAUUUAAUGUUUAUGAGUUAUUUUUAUAAUUAUAUCUAUUGAUAGUACUGAACAAUGUAAUUAAAAAAAUGUUUUUAACAGACUUAUAAUGGGCGCCAAAAACUUUCUUUUCAAAAUAGCCAUUUUUAUUACCUGUAAUUGUUCUCUAAUAUGCAGAGAAUCACACCGGCAACAUACAUAUUUGCCAUCAGAGGCUUCAUUUCAAACAAUGGAAUAUUAAUUUUUAAUUUCAUAUAAAACAUUUCGUUAUUAGCGAAGUGAGAAACUCCGAAUAAAUUUGCGUGCAAUGGCCCAAAAAAUGGCGUGCGGUAUUCGAAGUUAUUCGUAUGUUUUAUUUUCGUAUAUUUUAUUUUGUUAAUGUCGCCAAUUUUCUCACCUGCACCCGAUGCAGUGUUAGUUGGAAAUAUCCGCUGUAAAGUAGAAGUUUUUUCAAGAUGUAAAUCACAUAAAGAACGUUCGGACACUAAGAAAUAAAUAAUUACUCCAACAAGUACAAACAAA